AUGUUGGAGGUGCUUAUAAGCGGUCGUCACGAUGACUUGCCGCUCAUUUCGAUCCAACCACCAAUGUCGGACGUUAGCAACGGUACUCCAGUCGACGAGAUCGAUUGUAGCGACAUGGAUGCUUGCUAUGAAACAUUCGAUAAAGAUGGAGACGGGAAACUUAACCUGGACGAGUUCCGUCUGAUCUGCAAAGCGCUGUUCCGAAACGACAAAGGUCACAUAUACACCCUGCCUGAAGAGAAAGCGCGCCACGUGUUUCAAGUCUUCGAUAAGAAUGGCGAUGGGUUUAUUGACAAGGAUGAGUUUACGUUUUGUUGGAACCAUUGGAUCAAAGUGAUCGUGCGGCCGAUCAGCGCGUUCCUGAUAGUGGAUGUGCAGAACGACUUCAUCUCAGGCACCCUGAACAUCAGCAAAUGCAAUGCGCAGCAUGAUGGCAGCGAAGUGGUGGAACCCAUUAACCGACUCCUGGAGAGCAUACCGUUUGACUGCGUUUUCUACUCUCUCGAUUGGCAUCCUUCAGACCACGUCUCCUUCAUCGACAACGUUCACAUGAGGGAACUACAUCCUUCUAGUCCGGUGUCAGCAGAUAAAGCCCAAGCCUACGACACAGUGGUCUUCGCCGGUCCACCCCCGAUGAAACAGAGGCUCUGGCCGAGGCACUGCGUCCAAGAUACCUGGGGUGCUGAGCUGCACAAAGACUUGAAGGUAGUGGAGGGCGCAGUGAAGAUAUACAAAGGCACGAACCCUGAAGUAGACUCUUACUCCGUGUUCUGGGACAACAAAAAGUUGACAGAUACGACUUUGAGCACGCAGCUGCGCAUGCGCAACGCUACUGACAUCUACAUCUGUGGGCUCGCGUACGACGUGUGUGUGGGAGCAACAAUAGCUGAUGCGUUGGCCAUCGGCUACCGAGCCAUCCUGAUAGAUGACGCCAGUCGCGGAGUAGACCUGGCCGACAUCGAGAAGACCAAGUCCACGAUCAUUAACAACAGUGGUGUCAUUGUUAACUCUGAUGAGGUAUUGUCUAUGGUGGAGGGCCGUGACCGGCGUCCAGAGCUGGGCUACAAGCUAGCCAUGGAGCUGAAGAACGCCAUGGAAGAUGACGGCGCCACACCAAACACCGUGUAG
This is a messenger RNA of Arctia plantaginis, 1128 nucleotides long. The record is from the annotation of a GenBank genome assembly. Lineage: Eukaryota; Metazoa; Arthropoda; Insecta; Lepidoptera; Erebidae.